Messenger RNA from Gamsiella multidivaricata, 564 nucleotides. RefSeq names its product Gti1/Pac2 family-domain-containing protein. The record is from RefSeq and is a predicted model, not a curated record. The transcript has a single exon. The annotation marks the transcript as partial. Gene Ontology annotation, molecular function: DNA binding. NCBI's taxonomy places the organism in Eukaryota, Fungi, Mortierellomycota, Mortierellomycetes, Mortierellales, Mortierellaceae.
GGGUAUAUCGAGACCACCCAAGACACUCUCCUCAUCUUCGAGGCCUGUCGUCGCGGUCUCUUGCCACGUAUCUGUCGGCGACUUCAGGAAAAGGAGCGUCGCAUCGUCCAGUCCGGCACCGUCUUUGUCUUUGACGAGCGCGAGUCCGGUAUCAAGCGUUGGACCGAUGGUCUCGUCUGGUCUCCAUCCCGCAUUCUCGGCAACUUCUUGGUCUACCGCGAGCUCGACAAGCGCAACUCGGGCAAGAAGGACGCCUCGCCCAUCGACCGUGCCUCGCGCUCCAGCUCCUCAAGCGAUGUCGAAUCUGCACUGGAAAAGAACAAGGAGCGUGCCCUCGUCGGCUCGCUCACUAACAGCUACCGUUUUAAGAAGAACGGCCUCGUCAAGAAGACCAUGUCGAUCGUCGUCAAUGGCGUCUCUCAGCAUCUGAUUUCGUAUUAUUCCAAGGACGAUGUCUUGGCAGGCAAACUGCGCACGCCAUCCUCAGUCCCUGAGCUGGCCAGUCUUGAGAUCAGCCCCGAGUUCCUGAUGAAGCAGAACUUUAGGAUCCCACCUACCGUCGAG